Pichia kudriavzevii is the source of this 4575-nucleotide messenger RNA. RefSeq lists its product as uncharacterized. The record is from RefSeq and is a predicted model, not a curated record. The transcript has a single exon. Gene Ontology annotation, molecular function: guanyl-nucleotide exchange factor activity; protein binding. Gene Ontology annotation, biological process: Ras protein signal transduction; positive regulation of GTPase activity. Gene Ontology annotation, cellular component: plasma membrane. Bases 1 to 4575 code for a protein of 1524 amino acids. NCBI's taxonomy places the organism in Eukaryota, Fungi, Ascomycota, Pichiomycetes, Pichiales, Pichiaceae.
AUGGACGUCCCCACUCUGGUGGAAAAGGAACACCGGGUUUCCAAAGUGGACUUUUCGUAUCUUGUAUCACAACUAUCUCCGUCUCCCGGUGCCUGGUCUCCACCGAGAAAAUCGAGCCAACCUGACCUUGAGGAGUUCAUAGACAUGGACAACGAGUCAACCCAUUCUGAGAAGUUCGAGUAUAAGGGAGAAACAGUGCACGGUAUCCUGGAACAUGCACGAACAAGAAGCGCUGAUUCAAAACAUUCAAGUAUAUCAUUGAACAAUUCCAUAUUGUCAAUCAAGAAUGAAUCGCACAACACAUCCUCCUCUUUCCUUAAUUCAUCCGUACCCACCAAUGACAUCCUAAAUAAUUCUUCUUUCAAUGAACCAUUUGUAGAGCAAAAUCAAGUUGAGGAUCAUACACCAAUAGUACACCAACAACAACACUUUGAUGAUUCCACGCCUGUUCCAGCUAGACGCCAAACAAUAGAUAACGAUGAUUUGAAGCUAUCCAGUGAAGUCAUAACGAAUAUAUUCGCUGAAGAUUCAAUGACCAUGCUAGAGCCAGAGUCGAAAAAUCAAAGCCGUAUCCAAAGUACAACAUCUUCAAUUUAUAGUGCUCUACCAAAUAGAAUCCAAAGUACUACAUCUUCUAUGUAUUCUGAAAUUCCUGGUCACAAAUCUGUAGAUAUUACCGACGGACUGAAAAAAUUUAGGAUAUCCUCUAUGAAACCACAGUUGCACAAACAUACCAGUCAACCGCUUGAAAACCUAGAAGAAGUUAAUGAAGAAGUGGAAUUUCAAGAUAAUGUCACUUCCAAGUAUGAUUCACUAGUGGAUGAUCAGCCUUUGGAUUUUACCUCUCCCACUCCUUCAGUUGGACAACCAACAUUUCCACCUAAUACAGCACCUAGAGUGUCGGUACUAGAUCAAUCCAUUUACAAAAAUAAAGGUGAACCAGCUCAGUCGAAGACCUUAUCAUCAGUUCAAUCACAGCAAAAUAUUGAAAAAAUGAUGGAUAAAACUGGAUCUUCCAAAACUGAAUUAUUUGAUAAUUAUGAGAUGACUGAAGAAAGUAGAAGAGAUGAAACAGAAGACGAAGAUGAAGAUACCUCCGCUCUUUUUGUUACUGCUAUUUAUGCAUUCAAUGCAGAUAGCUUGGAAUCGGAGAAUGACUCCUCAAUCUGUCUAUCGUUUGAUCAGGAUGAAAUAGCGUUUACCUAUAAUUUAGAUGAUUCGGGAUGGGGUGAGGUAACGUUGUUGUCUUCACUAAAACGGGGUUGGGUUCCAAUGAACUAUUUCAAAUCCACCGUAACUUCUGGUAUUCAGGACAUUGAAUUAAAAAGCUUAUCACCUAGAGACCUUGCAGAAACCCGGGCUCCAUUAAAGUUACUACUGAAACAUGCUGGUACAUUUUUAUUGAACCCUCAGUCAAAACCUGUAUACAUCAAUGGUGAACUACGUGGAUAUACCUUUGAUGUUGAGUGCUUUAAUGGAAUGACCGAUGGUGUCCGAAAACUGUUAAUUGACACCAACUGUAUUUCAAGAUCGAAUUCGGUUGUUCAAUCGAAACCAGUCGUUAGAAAAAUGAGAAAAAAACUCUUACGUGGUUGGGCCGACCUUAUCGGUAAGGGCAAAGAUUACAUGGGGACUAUAGCAAGUUCCAAGAUUGAAUAUUUGCAACUCCUCACAUUUCAUUUAUUGCAAAAGGCUAUCACGUUUUUAGAUAUUUGGAGAUUAGAACAGGAGAGGUUGGACGAGGAAACUCAGCAACUACCUCAAAGAGUGGAUAAAAACAGAACAACUCUUGCCUGGGAUUCGUUUGAGUCCGUUAACUUGAACAUCCUAUACCUCGAAAAGCCUCCGAUUCUUUCUUACAGAAUUAACGAAAUCUACAAUCAACUAAUAACCUAUUUUUGCUUAAUUGCCGGAAGAAUUGAUUUGGUCGAACAUAAUCCAAAGAGUUUUCAAGUUGUUGCAACUGUUACAGGGCACAUUAAUCUGUUAAUCAAUGAGUAUUUUUUUAUCAUUAAACUCUUGAAAAGUACAAUGAACGAACAAGAUAGCGAGAAAAGGUUAUCCAUGAAUUUAACUAAAUAUGGGAAGCUGACAUCAAAUAUGAAUUUGAAAACACAGAUGAAAAAACUUGAUUUGCAGACAGAAAAGUUGAGACAAAUGGUCGAAGAAUUGAAUACGUACAUCAAGAUAUUGCAUGAUUCUGCCAAAAAAGAGAUGUUCAACAGAGGAACUAAUUUCAAUGCUACCGAAGUCAACAAUAAUUUGUAUUUCUAUUCUCGGGAGGGUGGUGCUGUCGUUGUGUGUGCAUGUAAAAUGAUUGAACUGUGUUCUAGCAUAUACUACAUAAUGAAGAAUUCAAUAAGCUUUGACGAUUCAAUGCUGCUACCUCAAAGCAGAAGAUAUCCAAAUUACCUCAAAAUGAGUGUUACGCCUGAAGAGUUUAUUAAAAAGUGCUCUUCUGCACUAGCUAAUGACUCUAAUAUUCAAAAACAAGUGAGUAAGUAUAAGAGAGAAUCAAUUGCGUUGAAUUCCAAGCCUGAAAAACUGAGAGAGAAUGUCAAUCGAGUCAGUCAACAAUACUCUAUCUUUAAGAUGGGUAAUUCGACUGAUGUGCAACUAAGUUCUGCAGGUCUAGACUUUUUGUCUCACAUUAAUUCUGAUGAACAAUCGAACUUUUUAGCCGAUGACCUUGAGACAGACUUACAGGCCACAGAGCUUUCAGACUUAGAAUUCAAUGUUGAAAGCGAACUUAUUAGAAGUCAGACGGAUGGCAAAAUUAUUGGUGCUUCCUUCAGAGCGUUGGUUUAUUUAUUGACGGAUGAGAGUAAUCCACCUGAUUAUUUUUUUAUCAAUGCUUUCUUUUUGACUUUUAGGAUUUUUGCGGACAGUACUCAGUUAUUGGAGGCUUUAAUCAGAAGGUUUGAUGUGAAUGAUGACUACAAAAACAGAUUGAAUGAUGGCACAGGAAAAUUCACUGAGAUCAAGGUGAUGAAUAAAAGAAAGCUAGUGGCUAAAAGCUUUAGAUUUUGGCUUGAAAGUUAUUGGAAUUCAAAGAAUGAUUAUUCUUUGUUAGCUCCACUAAUGAACUUUUUCAAUGAAGGUAUGAAGAACUUCCUACCUAUUGAGAGCUAUCAGUUACUAGUCACAGCGUCUAAAUUAAUUGGGAACCCACCAAUAGAAAAUAAUGACGACAGGUUGAACUUUUACAACAACUUUUCCAAUAACGAACAAUUACUACCAAGAAAGAUUUCUUCAAAAUUGCACCAAAAAACAUUGAAAAAUAUGUCUCUUGGUGCCAAUCCUAAUGGUUUGCUUACUGAGAUUGAAGCAUAUAACGCUUUUUUGGAUGAUGUUGAAACUUAUGACCUCGAAAAGAUCGACGAAGCUCCGAUUGAAAAUAAUUCACGUCUUUCGUUGAGCUUAAACUUAAACAUCGAACUAAAGAAUUCAGGCUCUAAUUCUGUAUUAUUGACUCCGCAACAAAUUUCGAUGAUCAGAAUGAUAAUCAUGUCGUACCGCCGUAUGUUAGGAACUCACUGGUAUAAGAAGCAUAUUGAAAAUCAAUUUGAGCCACUGGACACCAAAACCUUAAUUGAUUCAUGGUGGAGUGCUUCCCAAGAAAGUUGGAAAAUUCUAAAUGACGACCUUACUUUACUCAAUUUUAACGGUUUAGAAAUAGCUAAGCAAUUGACUCUUAUUGAAUCCAAACUUUUUUGCUCUAUUCAAGUAGGUGAGCUACUGAAUCAAAAUUUCACGACCAAAAAGUUACAUCUUAAUUUAUCACCAAAUAUUCAGAAAUCAAUUUUGUUUACCAACCUGCUAUCUGAUUACGUUAUUGAGAGUAUUUUAAAACCAGACUUGAAAAUGAGGCAACGGAUCCAUGCAUUCAAAUGUUGGUUGAAAAUCUCGAUUUCAUGUCUCUAUUUGAGGAACUUCAAUUCGUUAGCCUCUAUUAUGACUUCAUUACAAAGUUUUCUAAUUACACGUAUAUCAGCAAUCUGGGAAGGACUUACAGAGAAAUAUAAAGAAUUGUUCCAUUAUCUUGCAUCGAUCAUUCACCCAAACAAAAACUAUAGUGCUUAUCGUGACAGACUGCGUGAUUUUUUGUCCACGAACGAGCAAGAUAAUAUUGACAUUCCAAUAGUUCCUUAUCUUUCUUUAUUCUUACAAGACUUGACGUUUAUUGUCGACGGUAAUCCAAAUUAUCGUACAAAUAGCAAAUCAUUUUUAGAUGAGAAAUUGAUUAAUAUAGAUAAGUAUCUGAAGAUCACAAGAAUUGUUAGUGACAUUCAAGCAUUGCAGAUUUCUUAUAAAGAUGUUGGUGAGUUAGGUCAAUUGUAUAAUGACAAGAAUACUGAUAUCAUUCGAUCUGAGACAAUCAAAAACCUGAAGGAACAAUUAGGUGGUACUGAUAAUAUGAUAUCAUUUGCCGACAUGUUUGACAUUUACGGGGUCCCAAUUUUACAGGAAUUGAUUUUACUGGAAAUUUGGAAAGUAAAGCAGACAAAUGCACGAGACGACGAUAGAAGUUGGAAAUUGAGUUGUGCAAUUCAACCAAGAGACCUAAACGGUUAA